Ipomoea nil (Japanese morning glory) is the source of this 2108-nucleotide messenger RNA. Its product is annotated as ABC transporter G family member 9. NCBI's taxonomy places the organism in Eukaryota, Viridiplantae, Streptophyta, Magnoliopsida, Solanales, Convolvulaceae. The record is from RefSeq and is a predicted model, not a curated record. Gene Ontology annotation, cellular component: membrane. Gene Ontology annotation, molecular function: ATP hydrolysis activity; ABC-type transporter activity; ATP binding. The transcript has 4 exons. Bases 123 to 2063 code for a protein of 646 amino acids.
UUGUGUUUUGUCUUCUUCAACGCAAUUCACUGCCCAGAAUCAUUCCCAUCAUCCUCAGGUUCAAUUCCCUGGCCCCAUCCGUUUUACGUUAUAUAUAUAUGAUUAAAUUAUUAAUGUAAUCUAUGUCGGCAACAGAUCAACAAGAAGCAACGUUAAUGGAGACCGCGACGGAGAUGGGCGACAUAGAGGCUCCCACCACCCAAUUGCAAGCCAACCCCCAACUGGAAUCCGAUACUUCUGCAGCCAUCUUCAAGAAAGCCAAUCGUCCUGUUACUUUGAAGUUUGAGAAUGUGGUUUACAAGGUGAAGCCGGACCAAAAACAAGGAUUAAGCUUCCUGAAAACCAAGAAACAAAAAUCUGAAGCAGAAAAAAUAAUCUUGAAAGGGGUGACGGGGAUUGUGUUUCCCGGCGAAGUUCUUGCCAUGCUGGGCCCUUCAGGGAGCGGCAAGACCACUCUACUAACCGCACUGGGAGGCCGACUGGGCGGCCAUCUCGCCGGGACUAUAACCUACAACGGCAAACCUUUUUCAAACGCCAUGAAGCGGAACACCGGAUUUGUUACUCAGGAUGACAUCUUGUACCCUCAUCUUACCGUGACGGAGACCCUAGUCUUCACGGCUCUGCUCCGUCUGCCCAGGACUCUCACUAAACAGGAAAAGAUUGAGCAAGCGGACGCCGUGAUUACUCAGCUUGGGUUGACAAAGUGCAAAAACAGCAUCAUAGGUGGUGUCUUUCUGAGAGGGAUUUCCGGGGGAGAAAGAAAGAGGGUUAGCAUCGGACAAGAGAUGCUCAUAAACCCCAGUUUGCUUUUCUUGGACGAACCGACAUCUGGGCUGGAUUCCACCACCGCUCAGCGGAUAGUGUCCACGUUGUGGGAACUUAGUAAGGGUGGGAGAACAAUCGUGAUGACCAUCCACCAACCUUCGAGCAGGUUGUUUUACUUGUUCCAUAAAGUUCUUCUGUUGUGCGAAGGAAACCCCUUGUAUUUUGGGAAGGGAUCGGACGUCAUGAGUUAUUUCUCCACCGUUGGAUUUUCCCCCUCAGUCGCCAUGAAUCCCUCCGACUUCUUGUUAGACCUCGCAAAUGGUAUUACGGGUGAUGAUUCGCAGGCGGAUCAAGCGACAGUGAAGGAAACCUUAGUUUCCGCUUUUAAGACCAAUUUGCUAGAGAAUUUGAAGAUGGAACUACAUGAACUUAACGACGAGGAUGUUUCCAGCGCUGGCGACCAAAAGCAAUUCAAGCGAUGGGCAAUACCGUGGUGGGAACAAUUCUCAGUGUUGUUGAAAAGGGGAUUGAAACAGCGAAAGUACGAGUCCUUCUCAGGCCUGAAAGUUGGCCAAGUUUUGGUUGUAGCUUUUCUCACUGGGGCUUUGUGGUGGAAAUCCACCGACUUGCAAGAUCAGGUUGGGCUUCUGUUCUUCAUAUCGUCAUUCUGGGGAUUCUUCCCACUCUUCCAAGCAAUCUUUACAUUCCCAGAAGACAAAAUGAUGCUUGGGAAGGAAAGAUCAUCAGGCAUGUACAAACUCUCAUCAUUCUUCCUGGCAAGAACUGUGGGUGACCUUCCAAUGGAGCUGGUCCUUCCAACAGUCUUCGUCAUAAUAUCAUACUGGAUGGCCGGUCUGAAACCAACCGCCGGCAACUUCUUCUCCGCCUUAUCAGCCAUCCUCCUAUGCGUAUUAGUCUGCCAGGGCCUGGGGCUGGCCAUUGGCGCGUUCAUCAUGGAUCAGAAAUCCGCCACCACCCUCGGAUCAGUGAUCAUGUUAGCCUUCCUUCUAGCCGGAGGGUUUUACGUGCGCCACGUUCCCAGCUUCAUAUCAUGGAUCAAGUACAUAUCAAUCGGGCAGUAUACGUACAAGUUGUUGUUGGAGUCGCAGUACAAGCCGGGUGAGACAUAUCCUUGUACGUCCGGGUCUGGGGUUUGUUUGGUUGAGGAUCAUCCGGCCAUUAAGAAAAUAGGACUAGGGCAACAUGUAAUCUUCUCAGUGGUGGCAUUGCUUCUCAUGCUGAUAGGAUACAGGUUACUUGCUUAUGUAGCACUAAUGAGGGUUGGGAGAACCAAGUAGCUUAGCUUAGCUACCUAGGUUUAUACUAGCAGUAGAUAAUGGCUA